Messenger RNA from Xyrichtys novacula (pearly razorfish), 159 nucleotides. The record is from the annotation of a GenBank genome assembly. Lineage: Eukaryota; Metazoa; Chordata; Actinopteri; Labriformes; Labridae.
AUGGAUGUUUGGCUGUACCACAGAGGACACCGCGAACACAAGCUAAGUGCUUUAGCAGCGGGUGAUGCUAACGCGGUCGGACAGGCUCAGUGUGGCGUGAAGCAGAAGAGUGCUGUGCGAGGUGACUUAUGGGACAAUGGGGCCGCUUUUCGCAAAUAA